CUCGAAAAAAGACCAGAGAAACUCCUCCCGUCUUCAAAUUAUGAACAAUCAGCAGCAGGGUGAAAUGGCCGCUGUGGAGAGCGGUGGAGGCUUCAGUCAAAAGCGAAACACGAACUCACAAGACUCACAACAGCCAUCUCCUCUUGCCUUGUUGGCAGCCACAUGCAGUCGGAUUGACACCCCAGGAGAGAAUGAUUCACCGUCAGAACAACAAAACCAGCAGCAACAGUUGGACCUAAACCAGGGUGUUUUCACCUCCAGUGCCAAUGGCUGGCAGGUUAUCCCUCUCAGUGUUCAAGCAUCCUCAGGCACUAGCACCAGCACCACUGACUCCUCAGGGGUGAUGACAGGAGGAGAUGCAGGAAAGAGCAGACAGGUGCUGUCACCAUCAGUAGCCAUUGCAAGCACUCAGGGACAGCAGCAGCAGCCACAGCAAUACGUUGUGGCUCAGGCUCCAUCGAUGCAGGGUCAGCAGGUUCUUACCACCAUAUCAGGUAUGAUGCCCAACAUUCAGUACCAGGUUAUUCCCCAGUUUCAGACAGUAGAUGGCCAGCCACUGCAGUUGGCACAUGCCCAGCAGGAUUCUACUGUACCUGCUGCUGCAGGACCAGGGCAGCAGUUUCAGAUAGUAUCCUCUCCUAAUGGCCAGCAGAUCAUAGCCACAACCAACAGAGCUGGUCCAGCAGGAAACAUCAUAACGAUGCCCAGUCUCCUUCAAGGAGCCAUCCCCAUUCAAAAUAUAAGCUUAGGCAAUGGCGUGUUACAAAACCAGCCCCAGUUCCUGGCGAAUAUGCCAAUGUCACUAAAUGGGAACAUCACUUUGUUGCCCGUCAGUACUGGAACAAGUGGUACAGGGGGAGAUGCAAAUGGUGGAGGGGAUACAGGGGUCAGCCAACUUAUACAGCAACAGCAAUCGCAACGUCCAGUGUCUUCUAACAGCGGGGCGUGUUACAUGACAAAUGCACCCACUGUCACCACGCAGACUUCCACUUCUAUUGGAAUGACCCAAACACAGAACAGCAAUGGAGUGAUGACAGGGACAUUCCAGCAAAAUGCAGCAUCUUCCCUGGGUGUUCCAAUACAACCAGACAACAGAGAUGGGCAGCAGCCACAGCAGAUCCUUAUCCAGCCUCAGCAGGUUAUUCAAGGUGGAACACCCAUCCAGACCAUCCAGGCCAGUCCUGGUGGUCAGGUAUUUGCAACUCCGACACUCAGCCAGGAAGGGCUUCAGAAUCUUCAAAUUAUGCCAAACGCAGGCCCCAUCCUCCUGCGCACUGUGGGUCCCAAUGGCCAGGUGAGCUGGCAGACCAUUCAGAUCCAGAGUUCGGCAGGACCGCAGAUCACGCUGGCCCCCGUGCAGUCUCUCCCCCAACUUGGCCAGGCUCAGGGAGCUACUGCAGCUGGAGGACUAUCUGUCAACACAGUGCAGAUCCCAGGCAUCCAGACCAUAAAUCUCAACACACUCGGAGGUUCCGGGCUGCAGAUGCACCAGCUGCAGACUGUUCCCAUCACCAUUGCCAGCACAGCAGGAGAGCAGGCCUUACAGACAGGCGGAGACAGUUUGGAUGAUAGCACAGCUAUGGAUGAUGAGGAUAUAAGCCCACCACCUCAAGGACGACGUAACCGCAGGGAAGCCUGCACCUGUCCCUUCUGCAAGGAUGGAGAAGGACGUGACCCAACUAAAAAGAAGCAGCACAUAUGUCACAUCUCUGGCUGUGGGAAAAUCUACGGCAAGACAUCCCACCUGAGGGCCCAUCUCCGUUGGCACACAGGAGAACGACCCUUCGUCUGCAGCUGGUCUUUCUGUGGCAAACGAUUCACCCGUUCAGAUGAGCUUCAGCGCCAUAAGAGGACGCACACAGGUGAAAAAAGGUUUCUUUGCCCGGAGUGUCCCAAACGUUUCAUGCGCAGUGAUCACCUCUCGAAGCACAUCAAAACCCACAUGAACAAGAAAGCAGCAGCAGUUGCCGCGGCCACGGGCAGCACCACAGGCUCGACUGACGCUGUUUCCCCUGCAGCAGGAAUAAAAGUGGAAACAGGAGAAGUGUCAGCCAAUGACCAGCACACCAUCGUCACCAUGGAAACCUUAUCAGCAGAGAGCAUAGCUCGAUUAGCCAGCAGCGGGAUCAACAUGAUGCAGGUGGACCUUCACCAAAUUAAUGGCAACAACUACUAAGAACGGUGGCAGAGCAGGAAGACGGCCUUGGUGGAUGUUGCAUUCGGACGUUGGGGGUUAAAAAGGGCAUGUCUGACUUCAGACACAGAACCUCUCAAAGGCUUUAGAAAGGAGAGGCGGUCAUGCAUUGGACACUAUUGAAUUUGAGAACUGCAGUAUGAGUAUGGAUUUCCAUCUUGUAUUAAAUACCUGUGGCAUUUUGGGGUCAGAGUUGGAUUCAAAUGUCAGACUAGAGAAAUCAGUCAUGAAAUCUCAUUUCCUCUGAAUGGAAACAGCACUACACUAACAUUUGUCCUACAUGAAGACCCAACCCGAUUUGAUAGUGAGACCGCAAUAAAAUACACAGACCGGCACACUUGAUGUUGAAUUGGUGACAAGUAAUCUCUACAAGCUUCUUUAGUAAAGAGAUGACACUACCAAGUCAGACUCUCACCCUUGUCUACAAGGCUGUGAGCUUUGCUACUUGUCCCUCUUCGCCUCAGGUGUCUCCUGCCCUCUCGGGGGCCCUCUGGGCUGCUGUAUCAGGAAUGCCCCUCAGGCCAACCGGCUCAUAAUGCUAAAUUCACCCCUAAAAUUCUAAUUCUAAUCUCAAGCAGCAAAUAUAUGGUUCUCACCUGUCCAUGGAUGCAGUUGUGGGCAAACUUAGCAUGUUCACAAAUUAACAAUCCCAGUAUCAUAGGAAUAAUAUGUUUAAAAUAAAAGAAUUAAGUGUUUUAGGGGGGACUGUUAGAGCAGGACUGGAAUAGAUGAGGUCGGAGCCAGAAGCACUAAUCAGUGUGAGGAUGUAGGUGUGUCAGGGCACUGAAAUCCUGAGAAUUGCUUUAACCUUUUAUGUAGGUGCACACAUUAAAGCCAUCAUGCUUUGAUAUGUUUAUCAUAGCAAAAACAUUUUGAUUUUUUUAAUGUAUAUAUAUAUAUAUUUUUGGUAAAGGCUACAGAAUUUCUUAGCUUAGGAAGGAUCAUCUUACACAUUUGCAUGAGAUUGCCUUUCAGUUAUAUGAACCUCUCAUGCCCAAUCAAUCUUAAUCUUAUUUUAUAUAUAUGUAGAUUAAAUGUGUAAACUUACAAGCCUUUUUGUCAUAGAAUAUUGUAUUCUAUACAGUCCAGAUCUUCCCAGUAUGUUUUUCCUGUGGUGUACUUAUCAGAGACUUUGCCUUGCAGUCCCUCUGUUUUCUUUCUGUGGAAGUGUUUGUUUAGUCAUAUAUGGUCAGACUGAAGUAUUUGUCCAGACAGCAUAAACAUGUAAGCUUAAAACCAAAGGUUCAUACUCAUUUUAUAAGCAAAACUAGGAAAUCUUUCUUUGGUCCAUCAACUUUCUAUUAAUUUUUACUCUUGUAAUGCAUAUGUUACAUUUCUAACUGGAAAAGACCCAGCUUGAGGCUAAUCUUGGACACACAUCCCUUUGUUUUCUAAAUAAAUAAGUUGCAAAAUAUAUUGAGGGUCAGUUUUUCUCACCUCUGUUGAAAUGUCUUUUGCUUUGGAAGUCUGCUUUAUUUGAGAAAGACAAUUAUAACUUUUAUGUCAAAUGUAUGUUAAAAGCUCUCCUUUAAGUUCAACAGACAAGUGCUCUUAUUUUUAUUUUUUUGCCCCGCUUUAAAUAAGGGAUUUUAUAUGGUGUGUAUACAACUACUGCAAAUGCCAACAGCUGGAUUACAAUAAAAAAUAUACUUUGUUUCA
Messenger RNA from Chelmon rostratus (copperband butterflyfish), 3853 nucleotides. RefSeq names its product sp1 transcription factor (gene sp1). Gene Ontology annotation, molecular function: RNA polymerase II cis-regulatory region sequence-specific DNA binding; DNA-binding transcription factor activity, RNA polymerase II-specific. The record is from RefSeq and is a predicted model, not a curated record. The transcript is spliced from 6 exons. Gene Ontology annotation, biological process: regulation of transcription by RNA polymerase II. The coding region runs from base 41 to 2176 and encodes 711 amino acids. NCBI's taxonomy places the organism in Eukaryota, Metazoa, Chordata, Actinopteri, Chaetodontiformes, Chaetodontidae.